Messenger RNA from Bursaphelenchus xylophilus (pine wood nematode), 483 nucleotides. Lineage: Eukaryota; Metazoa; Nematoda; Chromadorea; Rhabditida; Aphelenchoididae. The record is from the annotation of a GenBank genome assembly.
AUGCUCGAUAUCGUCCAAAGUCAAUGCUGCUUUGACCUUCCAACUUUUUCCGGGGCUGAUGUCGCAUCAAAAAGGUGAGAGUUUUGCUCUGCUUUCACGUUUUAGGCCUGGAUGUCUUUGCUCCUUGAGCAAGGCAAUGGGGUUUCUUCGCAAUUAUGCCAUCUGGAAUGCGGUUGCUUCGUCUUGCGCCACAUCAGACCCAAUAUUCCAGUGUAAUACAAUUUUUUCAGGGGUACCAGCUCAUUCAGUACCAUGUCGGCAGCCCGGUCCGGAGGACUUAGCAGCCCACUCUUACAGAUUCAACAACAGCCAGAUCAAUGGUAUUAUACUUUAUACGAAUAUCAAAAUAUUUAUUGCUAUUUUUACAAUAAAUUGAUUAUGUUUUCCAGUGUUUGUCCUCUGCGAGACCUUCUUUAUCGUCCAUAUAACGUCCCACAUGUUUCGCAUAGUCCAAACUUCGCGGUCGGGGGAGUGAUCGCCUAA